AUGAAACUGGUCACGUGACUUGCUUACUCUGAAUUAUGUCUCGACGUGUUUUUAACAGUUCUUAUCUAUUUUGCCUUUGUAAGUGAGACAGUCGAAGUGGCAUUUCAGAAACAUCUUAAAUUUAUUACGCCCGGAUGGGAUGAAGAUACUCCUUUUACUUUGUUUAUUUGAGGUAGUAUCCAUGAGCGCUAGCAGAAAUUCAACCUGGAGCUGAGAGUACUACUACAAUGUCCAUUGUGCCGUGUUUCCUCUGGCAGGAUGAGCAAAAGUCAAGAGCAAGAUGAAUUCAUAGCUGUGAGAGUUCAGGAUCCUCGUGUUCAGAAUGAAGGGUCGUGGAACUCAUAUGUGGACUUCAAGAUUUUCCUUCAUACAAACAGCAAAGCAUUCACUGCCAAAACAUCCUGUGUGAGGCGGCGAUACAGCGAGUUUGCGUGGCUGAAGAAAAAACUGCAGAAGAAUGCUGGUCUGGUGCCUGUUCCUGAGCUGCCAAAAAAGUCUAUCUUCUCGUUUAUUAAUGAUGACUUCAUCGAAAGGAGGAGAAAGGGUCUUCAGGGCUUCUUGGAUAAGGUGCUGCACAUGACAGUGUGCCUGUCGGAUAGUCAGCUGCAUCUUUUCCUGCAGACUCAGCUUCCUGUCAAGCACAUUGAAGACUGUGUGCAGGGUCACACCCCUUACACUGUUACUGAAGCCAUUCUAAGUUAUGCUUCCUCCAAUCGUGGAUGGGUGCAGGAGGAAGGAGGCGCUGACCAAGAAUCAUGCUCCACCACUGUGUCAUAUGAAUCCGUAGAAAGCCCUGUCGCUCACCUUCCGUCAUUACAAAGUCCAGGAGCCUUAUCUAGUGGACCUUCAAAUGAACUUAUAGACGCUUCAGAGUCGAGACUGAGUGAUACAGAACAGACUGCACUGAAAACAGAUCAUGAACAUCAGCUUGAAGAUGAAGAGAGUUACAUUAAACUAGUAGUUGAAGUCCAUCCAAACUUUCAAGGUUCUGUAGAAACGGAGGAAGAAAGUGCAACCACUGAAUCAGAAGAUGCGGAAAUACUCGAUAAGGACACCAAAGAUCUACAAACGUACAACUGCGAGUCUCCUGCUCCACAGAUAGACGGGAGUCUUGAAGACAAGCCUCUGCAAAAAGAAAAACAUAAUGAAAAUAAUCUAGAUCAAGAACCGUCUUUUGGUGACUAUUUAGUAGACAUUACCUCAGUAGAUAAAGUCAUGGAGAGAGGAACUCUUCAUGAUGUGAAUGAAGCAAUGAAGGGAAAUCAAGAGGACAUCACUGUAGGACAAACCCCUGAUGAGAACAUUCAUGAAGAAGAUCCAAGAGUAAGGAUCCAAAACAAUGAAGUAACUCUAGAUCUCAGUGCUAUCAAGGAAGACGACGCUGAGAAUGUGCCAGAAACUGCAGUUACAACAAUGGAAGAUGUUGCACUCCAAGUAGAGUUAACAGAGAACCAUGCGAUCCAUGAGAAUGGAAUCAGUGAUGAAGACUACAGAGCAGUCCAGGAAGAGGCCGUGACUGAGAAUGAGGAUCAUGUUGGUGAGGCUAACAAGCUCAAUGCUAAAUGCCUUCAAGCCAGCGGUGGCAUUUUAAUACUGGAGGGAAUUGAGGAAGCAGUUAGCACACAAGCUGCUCCCAUGACAGAAACCACCAGCAACCUUGAUGCAAAUACUGCUGAAGUCAACACGCUUGUUUUAAAAGCCAUCGAGAUGGACUCUGUUCAGUGUCAGGAGACGGAUAGUCAGGUCAUCAUCGCUACCCAGCAGCUAGAUGCCAAGUAAUUACCAUUAACAUUAGUAUAGCCAUAGUGUUCAAAGGGUCCCACCUCCAGAUGUUCCUCAGUCAACACUGAUUUAAAAUGGGAUUUAAAUGAAUGAGUAGAUGUAACUAAAGGAAUGCAUCUCAUUUUUUCUGCAUUGAUCUACUAUUGAUGUGUUCAGUUACAGGCUGUUUACAGAAGAUACACUGAAUGAUCAGACCGACUGUAGUUUAUUUUUCUUCCCCUAUAAACAAUGUGAACAAAGAGAUAAUGCACUCGCUCGCGUGCCAUUCAGGAAGCAAACAAAUAGUUAUGAAUCCAUGGUAGCGAAAAAGAGGAACUGUACUGAGAGCAGCACUAUGGCACCUUUAUCUUAGUAUGAUUUUACCAACUUUACAGUCAAGUGACGAUUACUCCAUGACAUGUGCUGAUCUAUUUCAGCAUUUUCACAACACAAUUUUUACUGAUUUGUCACUUUCCAAGGCACUUCCUUUUUCCCCCUUCAGUGAUACUUGCACAUGUUUGCUUUACAGUAAUUUAAAGUGCAAUUCAUCCAAAAAAAAAAAAAAAAAGAUGAUUCUGUUCUCAUUUACAUGAACACAAGAUGUUUGGAUAAACGUGCUUUUCUGUCUAAUGCCGUUUUAAAACUUUCAAAAACUGUUUAACCCCUUAACUUUCACUGUCUACUGGGAUUCUUAUGUUUGCUUUACUAUUUUGCAAUUGAAUCCCAAACCAAUGAUGGAAAACUAAAUAGUGUUGGAAAGGUCGGAGACUACCGAAUACAUAUUUUACCACUUUUUUUACCCAUUCAAUAUUUUAAACCGUAGUAUUUUAGUCUAAACAAAGCAAUCAUGACAAAUUAUAUAUCAUUUAAAAGCUAUGAAUUUCCAGUUUCCAUAUAAUAAAUUACAAGCAUAUAGAGCAAGAAUAAAAGUGAACUAAAUAGUGCUUUAUGGUUUUCUGGGGAAUGUAACAGUAUUCGAGUGCAGAUAUUGAACAAUCAAAUGUAAAAUAACAUGGUUAUCUUUGUGUAA
Danio aesculapii is the source of this 2791-nucleotide messenger RNA. It is a transcript of the gene snx11, whose product is annotated as sorting nexin 11. The record is from RefSeq and is a predicted model, not a curated record. Bases 259 to 1779 code for a protein of 506 amino acids. Lineage: Eukaryota; Metazoa; Chordata; Actinopteri; Cypriniformes; Danionidae. Gene Ontology annotation, molecular function: phosphatidylinositol binding. Gene Ontology annotation, biological process: intracellular protein transport. The transcript has 7 exons.